Messenger RNA from Notolabrus celidotus (New Zealand spotty), 1939 nucleotides. RefSeq names its product dickkopf WNT signaling pathway inhibitor 3a (gene dkk3a). Gene Ontology annotation, molecular function: receptor antagonist activity; co-receptor binding. Gene Ontology annotation, cellular component: extracellular region. Bases 305 to 1174 code for a protein of 289 amino acids. The record is from RefSeq and is a predicted model, not a curated record. Gene Ontology annotation, biological process: negative regulation of canonical Wnt signaling pathway; multicellular organism development. The transcript has 8 exons. NCBI's taxonomy places the organism in Eukaryota, Metazoa, Chordata, Actinopteri, Labriformes, Labridae.
AGCAACUUUUUUUUUGCACCAUUCCUACCAACAGCAGCUUCAAGUAUUGGAUUGUACAAUUUAAACUACGGACCCAAGGAAGAAUAGCUUCUGCUAAUGGGGAUCCAAACCUGAUGUAACAACAAUGGUUCCAGGGACAGAGAAAUAAUACCUUCGAACUAUGUUUGAGAGCCACACGUGCAAGAGGUGGUGAGGACCCCCUCAGUGACGGAGAGGGAUCAGCUGUAGUGACGCUGUUUGAAGCAUCGCUGCCACACCCUCAACCUCAGAGUGCAGCAGCAGCAGCAGCAGCAGCAGGAGCAGCAUGAUGCGAGUCGCCCUGCACAUCUUGGCUCUCAUUGCAGUCUGCCAUGGGAUUCUUCCUGAGAUAGUGAACUCGGGGAUCAAUCAUAUCCUGGAGGAUAAUUCCGCCUUAGGACAAAAUGAGCUGGACCGCAUGUUUGUGGAAGUGGAGCAGCUGCCUGGGGAUCCGCAGCAGAAGCCUGAGGAUGCGUUUCACCAAAUGAAUGAUAGUGUCAGCCCUCAUCCCAAUGACCUUCCUCCAAGACCUCCCAAUGAAACUUCCUCUGAUAAAGUGAUUGACAGUGACUCAGUCCACACCUCAGUAGAGCAGGAGACAAACAACAUAACAACAGCAGAACAGUCCAGUGAGCUGGGGAACAGUAUCGAUAAUGCACAGUCAUACGAUCCAGGUUGCAUCACCGAUGAGGACUGUGGAAAAGGAAGGUAUUGCCUUCCUGACACUAAAAACCCAAGGUGUCUGCCUUGCAAAGCUAUCGAUGUGCCUUGUACUAAAGAUGAGGAGUGCUGUGGUGAGCAGCUGUGUAUGUGGGGUCAGUGCAGUCAAAAUGCAACUAAAGGAGAAGCUGGCAGCACCUGUAAACACCAGACUGACUGCAGCCCCGACCUCUGCUGUGCGUUCCAUAAAGCCCUGCUCUCCCCCAUCUGCUCUGCCAAGCCCAUCGAUCGUGAACGCUGCUUUGGCGCCUCCAACCACCUGAUGGCACUGUUGUCUUGGGACAUCCAGGACGAGGGGCCCAGGAAACAUUGCCCCUGUGCAGGAGAUCUCCAUUGUCAGCAUCUGGGGCGAGGGUCCAUGUGCCUCAAAGGAGAGGACUCAAGUGAAGAGGACCUGACGGACUCUCUAUACUCAGAGAUAGACUACAUCAUCUAGGCACAGUGAAGUUAUAAUCCAAAUGCUCUGUAAACAAAUAAUCAUGAGUCCUGUCUGACUACAAAGCCAAGAGUUGAAGCACUUUAUGUUUGCAAGCUUAAUCCAAAGUGGUAAAGAUAUACAGCAUGUAUAACAGAUCAAAUAUAUUUAUUUUACUUGCCUGAACUGGAACCUAAGACUUACUUCAUGAAAAGACCUCUAAAUGUAGAUAUACAACACAUACAGGAAACACUAUAUUUGAGAAAUCCUCUGUUGAUACCUAACACUUGGUUCUUGACUUCAUGCUGCAUCUCUAUAUUAAGUACAUUGACCUUUAUUCUAGCACUAAUAACAGCCAUCUUAUUUAAAGUCAUCUAAUCAGGCAGAUACUACUUUCCUUCACAACUAUACUGAGCAGCUUUUGCCUUGUUUCCAGAUCUGUCCUUGGAGUCAGUAUGGUUUAUUAUUCACUGGCUCAAACAUGUUUUAAGUAUUUCUUACUUCCCGUUAUUGUGAAACAGCUAAGUGAUACAAAACAAAGAUCUUAAAGCAUGACAUUUGUCCUCAGCACCUUAUAUUUCUCCCUGUUGUGUUUGCUCUUUGUCUUUAUGUACAGCAUUGUCCCUUAAAGUGCAAUACUGAUGCAAGCAAUACCUGAUGAAUAUGUAAAUAUAAAUGUAUACUUUUGCCCGAUGUGCAAUAACACAACCUUAGCACUGUUCUCAUGCACUUGAACAUGUACUCAUAGAAGUCUUGCUUUUAGAAAAUAAAGUUUUUUAACACCGA